This is a messenger RNA of Cornus florida, 1818 nucleotides long. RefSeq names its product pectinesterase-like. Lineage: Eukaryota; Viridiplantae; Streptophyta; Magnoliopsida; Cornales; Cornaceae. The record is from RefSeq and is a predicted model, not a curated record. The transcript is spliced from 2 exons. Gene Ontology annotation, molecular function: pectinesterase inhibitor activity; pectinesterase activity. Gene Ontology annotation, biological process: cell wall modification. The coding region runs from base 1 to 1818 and encodes 605 amino acids.
AUGGAGUCCCCCACCAGUACCAUCAAGAGCCCAACAGAUCAAACCUCCAUAAAUCUGAAGAAAACCCACCAUCAUAAGACGAUGAUCACAUGUACUCUAGUCGUCGUCUCUCUCACCCUCAUCACAAUACUCCUCACUUCACUCCUCACAAGAAGACAUCACUCUUCUCCUCCUACACAAACAAAGGAUGGUCACUCAUCAUCAUCAUCAUCUUCACCACUACUCCGUCCCAUCAUCUUCAUCAAGAAAGCUUGCUCAAACACUCUCUACCCUUCUUUAUGCUUCAACACCCUCUCUUCUCUUCCUCUCUCCAACAUCAACUCCACAACCCUCCAUCACAUUCUUGAAUUUGCCAUCAAUCGAACAAUGAAUCGGGUCGCAAAAGCUCGACAUGUUGUGGGUUUUUUAACCCUUCAAGAAUUGAAUUCUCAGGAAAAGAAUGCUCUGAAAGAUUGCUUGGAGAUGUUGGACCAAACCCUUUAUGAACUUGGACAAGCCAUUGAUGAGUUGGUUAUGUACUCUGCUUCAAUGGGUCAUCAUCGUCAUCGUCAUCGAUCAUAUGGUAAUCUCAAAACCCUACUCAGUGCGGCCAUGACAAACGAGAACACUUGCAUUGAUGGGUUCUCUGAUUUGGAAACUUUAAAAGGUCAAAAGGGUGGUCACAAACAGUAUCUCCAAAACUUCUUGACUCCUAUCUCUCGCAUGAUCAGCAAUUGCUUGGCCAUUAUCAAACACAUGGAGACUAUAAAUCAUGAAGAUCAAACCCUCGACAAUCAAAAUUUGUUGAUUAACAGGGUCCCAGAAAAUGAGUUCCAAGCAUGGAUGAUGACAAGUGAUCAUAGAAAGGCGAUGAAAAGUGCAUUCAGAAUUAGGCCAAAUGUUGUCGUUGCCAGAGAUGGGAGUGGAAAAUACAGUACAAUUGGAGAGGCUGUGAGUAUGGCGCCAAACGCUAGCGAAAACCGUUAUGUGAUUAAAAUCAAGGCAGGAACAUACAAGGAGAAUGUGGAGAUCCCCAGGGAGAAGGUUAACAUCAUGUUGAUCGGAGAUGGGAUGAAUUCAACGGUGAUCACGGGGUCUAGAAACUUUGUUGAUGGAUGUUCCGCUUUCAAUUCAGCUACCUUAACUGUGGUUGGAGACAAGUUCUUGGCUAGGGACCUCACAAUCAUGAACACAGCAGGUCCCAGGAAGCACCAGGCAGUUGCUCUAAGAGUGAAUUCCAAUGCUGCCUUCUAUCGUUGUAACUUCACUUCCUAUCAGGACACCCUUUAUACUCAUUCACUGCGCCAAUUUUAUCGCGAAUGCACAAUCCAAGGCACCAUUGAUUUCAUCUUUGGAAAUGCUGAGGCAAUCUUUCAAAACUGCCUCAUACUUGUUCGUAAACCCAUCACUGGUCAGAAGAACAUGAUCACUGCUCAGGGGAGAGAGGAUCCUAAUCAGAAUACUGGCAUAUCAUUGCAGAACUGCACCAUAGUUGCUGCACCAGACCUUGCUGCUACAGAGAGGGGAAACGUUACGACAUUCCUGGGGAGGCCAUGGAGGAACUAUUCGAGGACUAUGAUCAUGAAGAGCUAUUUGGGGGACCUGAUACACCCACGAGGUUGGUUUAAGUGGGAUAAAUAUAGCACUUUAGACACCGUAGAGUACAUCGAAUGCAUGAAUUUCGGACCUGGAUCAGACACCAGAAGAAGAGUUAAAUGGCCAGGCUUUACAAAGAAUUGCAGUGAAGACAUAGCAAGGAAAUUUACGGUGGGGGAAUUCUUACAUGGUAGAGAUGAUUGGUUAGAGUCCACAGGUUUUCCUAUUUUUGAUGGUUCAUAA